AAGAAACAGGGGGAAAAAACGUUGUAUUGUCCGACCCGGACUGACACGGAUCCGAUUUUUUUUUUCCGCCCCUAACAAGUAACAACCCACUCCCAAGCAAGACUUAAACGGUGACGUACCUCAACCACCUCGCCGCUCUCGCCCUCUGCGUGGGCAACAGCGCAGGCACCGUCCAUCGAUCCAGCCUUCCAUCCGUCCAUUCAUCUUUUUCUCUUAAGUCUUCCCAUCAUUCUCGACGCAGUGUAGUGAUAACAAGCUGCUCGAGAGAAACAAGAGCCAUGCCUAGCGGUUGCAGCAUCAGAGCUCUGUGGAUCCUCGACAACAAUCUCGACGCCGUCGUUUUCUCUAGGAGGUUUCCCGUUGUGGAGAAGCGGUGGCGGACAGCUUGCGAUAGUGAAAGGUCACUUCUGGGGACUACAUCUUAUGGAAUACAUUGGGGAAGUGCCCUUCUGCAGCCGCAGCAGUACCAUAGGGGUGAUGGCAGCUUGGGAACAUCCAAAAUUGUGAUACCAAGAGGAAAAAUGCUUCAAUUGGCCGGUUGAUUUCAGACCAAGAUUUGUGCCUGCUGGGUGAGGGUCUUAUACUUCAGACAUGUUGCUGCUGGCCAUAACCAGUCCUAAGUAACUUAGUAAGCACCAAAAUUUCUUCUUCCCACACUAAAACUAAGAAUAGAGGAGCCCAUAAUGAUUGGCGACAUCAACAUUUGUUGGUAUUUUUGUCUCAAAAGGAUGGCUUGUGAUUCUGCUGGGUUCCAUUUGUGCAAAUGUUGUUUACAUUGGUAUCCAGCUUAUGAUUAGAUGUAGUGGGAUGUUCAUGUUGUAGGGAAAAACAUUUUCAAAACAAGUUGUUGGUAGCUUUGAUUUUUCUGUUCCCCUCAUAUGAUACUGGUAGU
Tripterygium wilfordii is the source of this 892-nucleotide messenger RNA. RefSeq names its product AP-5 complex subunit mu-like. NCBI's taxonomy places the organism in Eukaryota, Viridiplantae, Streptophyta, Magnoliopsida, Celastrales, Celastraceae. Gene Ontology annotation, biological process: endosomal transport. Gene Ontology annotation, cellular component: lysosome; late endosome; AP-type membrane coat adaptor complex. The coding region runs from base 279 to 542 and encodes 87 amino acids. The record is from RefSeq and is a predicted model, not a curated record. The transcript has 3 exons.